This is a messenger RNA of Lodderomyces pseudojiufengensis, 378 nucleotides long. RefSeq lists its product as uncharacterized. The coding region runs from base 1 to 378 and encodes 125 amino acids. The record is from RefSeq and is a predicted model, not a curated record. The transcript has a single exon. NCBI's taxonomy places the organism in Eukaryota, Fungi, Ascomycota, Pichiomycetes, Serinales, Debaryomycetaceae.
AUGGAUAAUGAGAAAGAUAUGGAAAAGCAAACAUACGCUGAUUUCUCAUUAAAACUUCCAUCAAAUGGAGAAUCUUCAUUUGAAGAUGAUGCGGCUGUUGAUAUUGCGAUUGUUGAUGGUGUUGAUGAUGAUGAUGAUGAUUAUUUUGAUGGUGAUGAUGAUGAUUAUGAUGGUGAAGAAGAAGAUGAUGAUAAUGAAGAUGAUGAUAAUGAAAUUAGUGAUAAUGAUAAUUAUGAUAAAGAUAAUGAUAAUGAUGAUAAUGAUAGUAAUGGCAAUAAUAACGAUGGCAAUGAUGAUGAUGACGAUGAUGAUUUAUUUACGAGAUCGAAGGGGAAAGACAGAGUUAAAACUAGAGAUUUAUCAAUAAUCAUCUGUUAA